AUGCUACCUAUGUAUGCUGCGAACUCAUCCAACGGCAACUCAAUAUAUCUCAAUGGCGGAGGCGGGCUCCGGCGUGGAGCACCCAUGAUACCUUCGAACGCUCCCUCAUAUCCCACACCACAAGAUUCAAAUCGAGGUCACAGCCGACAGAACAGUAGAUCGGAGAAUAAUGCAAAAUAUCACCAAUCAACAAGACAGUGUAGUCCGACGACGACAACUGAGUUGACCGCCUCGCAGCAACAAGACGAUCCUCAUCGUCCCUCAGGUAGCUCAAACGCAAUAGCAGCCCAUCUGCAGAUCCCUUCAUCGAUCAAUAACAGCAAAGGGAGUUUGCCAGAGUUCGCUGCUCAGGUCACUUGUCUCUUCUGGUUUGAAGCUUCGACAACCCUGCUUGCCGUGGAGGAUUCAAGGACACCUUCACCAAGAUCCGUCAUGCCGCUCGUUCAUGAGGCCAUGCCUACAACAGGCUUUCGGAAAUGGGUGACUACAAUACUGUCCAUGACUCAGGUAUCUCAAAAUGUCAUUUUGCUGGCCUUGAUGUUCAUCUAUCGACUGAAGAAGCACAAUCCGAGUGUUAAAGGGAAAGUCGGAAGUGAGUUCAGGCUGCUGACUGUAGCUUUGAUGCUCGGGAAUAAGUUUUUGGAUGACAACACCUACACAAACAAGACUUGGGCUGAUGUUUCUGGAAUAUCUGUCCAAGAAAUACACGUGAUGGAGGUAGAGUUCCUCAGCAAUAUGAGAUACUCGCUCUAUGCCUCCAAAGCAGAAUGGGACGACUGGCAUGUCAAAUUGGGCAAAUUUGCAGACUACUACGACAAGGCGACCGAUGUGGACGCAAUCGAAACCAUUCUCCCUACCCCGAGACCAGCUGGUUCUGCAACCCUUCCUUCACCAGUUUCCCAACAAGCUUCGCCACCGUAUAUGUCUCAAAUAUCCCCUACCAACCAGGGUUUCCCCCAUCCACUUUCCAUGCCACCCUACAUGCCUCCCAUGGCAACAGCAUCGGCAGCGAGCACGCCUGGUAGCGAGUUUGGGCUGAGAAAGCGAAGUCUGGAGGAUACCAAUCUGGAGCCCCCAGCAAAGAGAAUGUAUGGGUCCAUUCCAUCGCUGCCGUCGAGCACGACUCUGACUCCGACUACAUCGGUGUCAUCCGGCGGAGACGACACCUUCGGCCAUUUCCCAGACGACCUGCGGGCCCUCAUUAGCCACGCAUUGCCUAAUAUCACGGUGAAAACGAUUACCUAUCCAAAAUACGAAACUCGGGGAGAUCUCAAAGAAUGCGUCGGACGCUUUCGAGAAUGGCUCGAGAACAAAGUAAUCGACCUCGAAGUCGCUACCUCCACGCCCUCCCCCACAAUCGACCCCUCAAUCCACACCAUCCUCCUCGGGCACAGCAUGGGUGGGAUCGUCGCGGCAGAAACCCUCCUCUCAAUCGCCUCGGACGUGCCCAUUCCCCCCUCCCCAAAUCCAUCCCUCCCCACAAAUCCCCUCGGUGACGCCUACCCGUCCACCGCCGCCCACACAGCCCCCGCCACGGGUUCCUCCCACUCAUAUUUCACAACCCUCCUCUUCCCCUUUAUCACUGCCCUCCUCAGCUUCGACACCCCCUACCUCGGCAUCAACCCCGCCCUGAUCGCCCACGGCGCAGAAGCGCAGUACAGAUCCGCAAGCUCAGCUUACUCGUCCCUCAGCGACAUCGGCUCCAUAUUCGGCUACGGCUCCAAGUCCACCCCGAGCUCCCCCACUGCCGGGAUGGGCGCGCAGAAAGCGAUACAGGCGCCCCCCUUUCCGCCUGCUGGCUCGGGCACAGGUAUUGGGAUGCGCAAGGGGGUGGGAGGGAUGAGCUCGUCCAUGUCAGCUGCGAACGAGGACGCGGCAGCGACACCCGCGUGGCAGCGGUGGGGGAAAUACGCCAUGUUUGCCGGCGCGGCCGGGGCGGUUGCGGCGGGCGGUGCUGCGGCAUAUUUGAAGCGGGAUACGGUGAGGGAAGGCUGGGGGUGGAUGGGGAGUCAUCUGGAGUUCGUGGGGUGUCUUGCGCGCGCGGAGGAGUUGAAGGGAAGGUUGGAGAGGACGGGGAAGAUGAGUCAGGAGCGUGGGGUGGGGUUCAGGGAUGUGGUUAGUGUUUUAGGAAGGGGUGGGCAGCAGAGGAGAGAAAAUAGUGCAGGGCUGAUGGGGGCGGGGCAGCAACAGCAGGUUCUGGAAGGGGAGAAGGAGAGGACGUUUUGUUUGCUGCCGAAACAGGGGAGCGAGAAUGGUAAGUGGUUCGAGAAAACGAGGAAUGAUAUUGCGAAAGAUGAGACGGAGGCCCAUAUGAGUAUGUUUGAGCGCAGGAAGAAUAAUGGGUAUCAUGCCCUUGUCGAACGGGCGAAGGAGCUGGUGGUUGAGUGGGUUGAAGGUGGAGAGUGGUAUAAGAGUAGUGAACCAAGUGCGGUUGAUGAAGAUGGUGAUCUUGGUGGUCGUGGAGUUGGGGGAAAUACUGCAGAGGAUGGGCUCGCCGUGGGCAGAACGUCGACAGGGAGUCGGUCAUUGAUGGAGAUUGAUUUGAACGAUGAGGAUGGUGGGAGUGGUGGAGGGAAGACUAAAGGGGCGGCGGAGAAUGAGUGGGCUACGGGUGAGGUACCAGUGUUUGUGACGAAUGAACGAUUGUAG
Messenger RNA from Bacidia gigantensis, 2649 nucleotides. RefSeq lists its product as uncharacterized. Lineage: Eukaryota; Fungi; Ascomycota; Lecanoromycetes; Lecanorales; Ramalinaceae. Gene Ontology annotation, molecular function: protein kinase binding. Bases 1 to 2649 code for a protein of 882 amino acids. The transcript has 3 exons. Gene Ontology annotation, biological process: regulation of cyclin-dependent protein serine/threonine kinase activity. The record is from RefSeq and is a predicted model, not a curated record.